UACAUGGAGAAAGAUACAGGGACUGCUGACCUCUGACCUCCACCAUGAGCUCCCGGGUGUGCAGGACCUGCGGGGGGUCCGACAUCGACGUGGACCAGGCCCGUGGCAGCACCGUGUGCACCGGCUGCGGUUCGGUUCUGGAGGACAACAUCAUCGUGUCCGAGGUCCAGUUUGUGGAGGGAAGCGGAGGCGUGUCGUCCGCCGUGGGACAGUUUGUGUCUGCUGAUGCAACUACAGUGAUAGGGUCAAAGAUCAAAGUCCUCCUUGGUUCUGUUUCACACAAGAGCAGCGGUAAAGAGUUGCGAGCCCAGAUGCUUCAGAACGGUAAGCGUCAGAUCCAGCAAAUGGGCAGUCAGCUGCAGCUCAACCAGCACCACCUUGACACCGCCUUCAACUUCUUCAAGCUGGUCGUUAGCAAACACCUGACCUGGGGCCACAAGACAGAGCACGUCAUCGCCGCCUGCCUCUACCUUGUGUGUUGCACUGAGGGCACCCCACACAUGCUGCUGGACCUCAGCGAUCUGCUGCAGGUGGAUGUCUACAUCCUGAGAAAGACCUUCCUGCUGCUGGCUUGUGAGCUCUGCAUCAAUGCUCCUGCCAUUGACCCCUGCCUGUAUAUUCCUCGCUUUGCUCACAUGUUGGAGUUCGGGGCGAAGACUCACGAGGUUUCCAUGACAGCUCUUCGUCUCGUACAGAGGAUGAAGAGGGACUGGAUGCACACGGGACGCCGACCCUCCGGACUCUGUGGAGCAGCACUCCUGAUAGCAGCUCGGAUGCAUAUGUUUCAGCGUUCGGUGAAGGACGUGAUCGGCGUGGUGAAGAUCAUCUACCAGGCCAUACUGAGGAAGAGGUUAACUGAGUUUGAGGACAUGCCCACCAGUCAGCUGACCAUCGAUGAGUUCAUGAAAGUAGAUCUGGAGCAGGAGUGUGACCCCCCAUCCUUCACCGCUGCACAGCAAGAAGCCAAAAUGCAGCAGUUAGAGCAGGAGCUGGCUAAGAAACUGGAUGAGGUUGAAGGAGAGAUCAGCUGCUACAAGGACGAGAUCGAAACCGAGCUGGAGAAGAGUCGGCCCAAACUCAGAGGAAUCUACACCACUUACACCAAAGAAGUCGACCCCGAGGACAACGGCGACGUUUUGUCCCUGCCAUCCAAGCCUGAGGAGGUCGAAGGCGAAGGCGUGGAAUUCCAAGUCGCCACCCACCACCUGACCGAGGACUUCCUGUGUCAGGUGAUCCAGGAGGAGGAGGGACGGGGCGUGAACGGAGAUCAGGAGGCGGUGCCAGAGAAGGAGUCGAUGGGACCCCACCGUCAGGCUGCCUAUCUGACCUCCAUUCCAGGAAAACUGCCGAGCGCCGCUAGCCUGAGCCUCCAGCAGACUUUCCAGACCUCGGACACAUCAGAGAGUGGCGGGAGAGUGCUCGGUGACUACCCGCAGAGCGAGGAGCUGGACCUGAAAGAUAUCGACGAUCAAAAAAUCGAUAAGUACAUCCUAAAUGAGAAGGAGGUUCAGGUGAAGAUGGAGCUGUGGAUCAAGCAGAACCCUGAAUACCUGAAGGAGCAGGAAGAGAAACAGGAGCAGAUAAACAAAGAGAAGGAGGAGGGCACCUACAAGGAGAAGAAGAAGAAGUCUAAGAAGCGGGACCAGAUCGAGACAUUGACAGCAGGUGAGGCGAUCAAGAGAAUGUUGGAGAAGAAGAUCAUCUCCAGUAAGAUCAACUAUGACGUCCUCAGAGACCUGAACCGAGGGACAGGAAGUCUGAGCAGCUCCCCUGACCACACCCCCGAUACCACCGCAGCACAAAAACGACUCAACCGCCACCAGAAGACCAGUGACGGUAACCAAGACCUUGCAGCCAACACCAGCAUCAUGGGCAAGAGGUUCCGCCACUUCAUUUCCUCCACACAAAAGAAGAAGAAAACAGCUCAUCAGGUAGAGAGCACAGUCUCAGUGGUUACAGAAGCACAAGCACCAGCAGAGACCGAGUCCAACCCGCCCCCUGGCUCUGCAGCAGAAACAAGCCCCGCU
Oreochromis niloticus (Nile tilapia) is the source of this 2027-nucleotide messenger RNA. Its product is annotated as transcription factor IIIB 90 kDa subunit. The annotation marks the transcript as partial. Gene Ontology annotation, molecular function: RNA polymerase III type 3 promoter sequence-specific DNA binding; TBP-class protein binding; RNA polymerase III general transcription initiation factor activity. Gene Ontology annotation, cellular component: transcription preinitiation complex; transcription factor TFIIIB complex; nucleus. The transcript has 18 exons. The record is from RefSeq and is a predicted model, not a curated record. Gene Ontology annotation, biological process: transcription by RNA polymerase III; DNA-templated transcription initiation; transcription preinitiation complex assembly. NCBI's taxonomy places the organism in Eukaryota, Metazoa, Chordata, Actinopteri, Cichliformes, Cichlidae.